This is a messenger RNA of Penicillium hordei, 1203 nucleotides long. RefSeq names its product translation initiation factor eIF-2B gamma subunit family protein. Gene Ontology annotation, cellular component: eukaryotic translation initiation factor 2B complex; guanyl-nucleotide exchange factor complex. Lineage: Eukaryota; Fungi; Ascomycota; Eurotiomycetes; Eurotiales; Aspergillaceae. Bases 1 to 1203 code for a protein of 400 amino acids. The transcript has a single exon. Gene Ontology annotation, molecular function: guanyl-nucleotide exchange factor activity; translation initiation factor activity. The record is from RefSeq and is a predicted model, not a curated record. Gene Ontology annotation, biological process: cytoplasmic translational initiation.
AUGGCAACAGCACAGUUGCUUCGCCUUCCCGAGGUGCAAUAUUGCAUCGAAUCCGAUUUUUUACUCCUGCCUUGCGAUCUCGUCUGUGAAAUCGAGGGCACAUACCUGUUACAGAUGUGGAUGGCAUCUCAAGGUCAGAUCGUAAUGGCCGAGGAAGAAAGAGACUGUCGAGGCGGUCUUUGUGUGUAUUAUCAUGCGAAAGAUACCAUAAAGGAUGAGGGGUUGGAUCUGAUAGCCGUUGAACCGCUUCAACAAACCAAGAUAUCUACAAGAUCAAGUCACAGGCCAUCGAAGCUGCUCAUGUCUAUCGGGAUGGAUACUGUGAAAAGAAACCUGGAACGUGAUAAGGGAUUCCUUCUUCGUCAUUCAUUCGCGAAACGACAAGCCACACAAGCCAAGAUGUUGACUGGCUACCGCGAUGCACACCUCUACAUUUUCCCCUACUGGGUCAAGGAUCUCGCACGGCGUCAAGAAAGGCUAGUGUCCAUUAGCGAAGACCUCAUUGGGCUCUGGGCCAAGUCUGCAUGGCAGCGGGGACUAUAUAAAAAGCUAGGAAUGGAUACUUGUUUGAGCCAGAAGAAAGAAAAGCAUGGAGAGCACGACUACCGGGAAUUGAGCACUAUCACCCACCAACCACCACGAAACGAUAUCUCGGAAGUACCACCCCUUCAAGCAUAUCUGCAUACAGGAUCUACACCACUUGUCAGUCGUGUUGACAAUCCCGCUCUUCUCUUAUCUACCUCCCUUCGUUUAGCCAAACUAGAAUCCAUUGAAGAGAUCGACCAUGCAGUUACUCAACCCCCAUUCGCCCACGACCGAAAGAUCGCUUCUCCUGAAUAUGUGUCUUCGGACUGUUUUAUUUCGAAGACCGACUGUCUUCUUGGAUCUAAUGUGAUUGUUGAGAGACGUUCUGUUAUAAAGGAAUCUUGUAUUGGCCCAAACUCCAAGAUCUGCAGUGGUGCUCGAAUCACGAGAUGCGUCAUUCUUGAUAACGUUGUUAUUGGAGAACGCUGUGUAUUAACUGGAUGUGUAGUUGGAAGUGGUAGUUAUGUUGGUAAUGACUCAGUGCUUAGGGAUUGUGAAGUUCAGGAGGGUAAUGUUGUCACUGAACAAACUGAGGCUAAGAACGAGAAGUUUAUGCCACUUUUUGAAGAUCUCGAGGAGGAUACAGAUAACUCUGACAGGUUUGCGAAUAGUUACUAG